Molecule: messenger RNA, 1674 nt
Organism: Trypanosoma brucei brucei TREU927
Lineage: Eukaryota; Euglenozoa; Kinetoplastea; Trypanosomatida; Trypanosomatidae
Exons: 1
Coding region: 1-1674 (557 amino acids)
Biological process (GO): cell division
Molecular function (GO): protein binding
Source: RefSeq, a predicted model, not a curated record
AUGACAGCUCAGAGAGACCACCGCAAGUCUCUCGUUGUACAAGGUCUCAAGGAGGCUAUACAGGAGAGCCUCGCUAGCUAUAUAUAUCCCAAUGCAAUAUUCUGUGCCGAGCGGCUGUAUUCGUUGGAACCUACGUAUGAAUCAUUACACACGCUGGCUCACUGCUAUGUGACCAGUGGUGAUGCGGGUACCGCCUACCGGCUUCUGCAGACUCACUGUCCAUCCCUAAGUCCAUCAAACAGCGUUUCUAGCAGCAAUGUGAGUAUUAGUGGCGGUCCCGAUGCAACGGCUAAGUGGAACUGCCAGUAUUUGUUUGGGGUGACGUGCGCAAUGUCACAGCGGUACGCGGAGGGGGAGCGAGUGUUGGAUGAACUUGACCGUCAUCGCACCUGUUCUGAUGUGCAGUACUGGUUAGGCGUCUGCCGCCAACGCGGUCGGCAUGGUAACGGGGAUGAUGCGUUUGCCAGAAGCGCCAUACUAGACCCUCUUAACUUUGUGGCGUACGAGGAAUAUCUCAAAAUAACGGGAACACCAAAGGAGGAGAUGUGCCAUAUGUACUCUUCCGCGAAAGCCCCGACCGGCGCAGAGGAAACACCGCGCCGGCCCGCACCCGUUGGGGUCACUUGUAGUCGCAGCAAGACCCCCAGUACGUCUAGCAAGCAGUCGAGGCGUGAUUUUGUUCGUCAGUAUUUGUCGCCUUUUGCCGCCAUCGCUUUUAUGCAGAGGAUGUAUAUGUGCAAAGACGUACAGGCAGCGCUUCAACAGGAGGGGUUUCCUGAGCAGAGUACCAGCUGGGCAGUUGGAGCGCUGGCGAUGGCGUAUUUUCACGACGGUGAUGUAGAGAACGCAGUGAAGGAGUUUGCGCGGUUACGACAAAUAGCGCCAUGGAGGUUGGCAGACCCUUUGCUUGUGCAUUACAGUACUGCCCUCUGGCAGCGAAAGGAUACGGGGGCCCUUGGUUCCCUCUCGCAGACACUUAUUAAUGAAAUGCCCGUUUCACCCGUGACGUUAUGUGUUGCGGCCAAUGCUUACAGUCUGCUGAAAGAGUCGAAGGAGGCGCUUUGUAUGCUUGAUCGUGCCGUCCAGUUGGAUAGUGAGUUUGCUUAUGCCCAUACUUUACGUGGGUACGAGCUGCUUCACCUCGACCGCAAGCAUGACGCGUAUGAAUCCUUUCAGAACGCGGUCCUUAUUGACUCGAAUCACUAUAAUGCGUACGCCGGUCUGGGUGAGUUGUACUUUAGAAGUGAAAACAUACCACAAGCGCAAUACUACUUUAAACAGGCAAUACAAAUUAAUCCGCUUCCGAGCAUCAUGAACCGGUAUGCUGCUACAUACCACCGGCGCGACACCUCAAAGGAGAAUCUCUCUGAGGCACUUCGCAUUUAUGACAGUGCAAUUAAGCGGCAUCCAACAAACCUCGGGGCCCGGCAUCAACGGGCUGAGGUGUUAAUCCGCCUUCGACGUUACCCCGAGGCUCGUGAAGCGCUGCUGGAGAUGACGAAGGCGUGCCCUGACGAGGCAAUGCUAUAUGUGACUCUUGCAAAAUGCGUUCACUUUAUGGGGAUGCCGGGAAAGGCUGUGCAGUACUACCAUACCGCCAUGGAUCUCGACCCUCGCCGUGCGGGCUUCAUCAAGAGUUGUUUGCAGAGAAUAUCCAUGGAAGAGCCUGAGUAG